This is a messenger RNA of Microplitis demolitor, 1238 nucleotides long. Its product is annotated as tax1-binding protein 3 homolog. Bases 438 to 812 code for a protein of 124 amino acids. The record is from RefSeq and is a predicted model, not a curated record. Gene Ontology annotation, molecular function: protein binding. Gene Ontology annotation, cellular component: postsynaptic density; adherens junction; postsynaptic membrane. Gene Ontology annotation, biological process: neurotransmitter receptor transport, endosome to postsynaptic membrane; neurotransmitter receptor transport postsynaptic membrane to endosome. NCBI's taxonomy places the organism in Eukaryota, Metazoa, Arthropoda, Insecta, Hymenoptera, Braconidae. The transcript has 3 exons.
ACGUCACUCAAUUGACUCAUUAUAAUUUUUUUGGGAAAUUACAUCCCAAUAAAAUAAAUAUAGUAAGGCUGACAUCAUUAGAUUACGUUUUUAUAAAUAUAUAUACAUACUUAAGUGUGUCGAUAGUUAUUUGUACUUAUUCACGCAGAUAAGUACUUAUGUUUAAAUCGUAGCUACCUUCAUAGUGGUUGGUUUAUUGAAGUGAUUAAUAACUUAGCUGUGAUUCAUAAAAUAACUCAAAUUCAUUUUAUAAUUACUGCGAUACAAUUCCCAAUAUAAAAUGCUAUUAUAGUUUUUAUCUUCCUCAUUUAUUAUUAUAUAUUAUAAAUAUAAAAUAUUAGCAAAGUAUACAAAGCAAAUUAUAUAUUAUUGUUAACGCUGUGUUAAUUGUCGGCAAUAAGUACUUGUGAAGGAAUAAAUACUAUAAAUUUAUCAAGAUGUGUGCAAAAAUGGCAUUCCAGCAUCAAGCUGGCACAGCUAUGGAGUGUUUAAGUAUACCGAUAACGCUUCAUAAAGAGACGGAAAUAGACGCACAUGGUGAGGAAGUUAUGAAGUGUGGAUUUAAAAUUGGCGGUGGAAUAGACCAGGAUUAUCGAAAAAGUCCUCAGGGCUAUACGGAUAAUGGUAUAUAUGUAACGGAAGUACACGAAGGUUCACCGGCCGCAAAAAGUGGUUUGAGAAUGCAUGAUAAAAUAUUACAGUGUAAUGGCUAUGACUUUACAAUGGUGACUCAUAAAAAAGCUGUGGGUUAUAUACGAAAACAUCCGAUACUUAAUUUAUUAGUUGCACGGAAAGGAGUCACCAGUACCUAAUUAAUUAAUUAAUUUUAAUACCAUACACUUAAGCUCUUUGUCCAGUUUUUAUACAUAAUUUGUAUCCUUACGGUCGACAUCAAAAGGAAGGAACAAAUUAAUUAUUAACUUUGAGAUUGUAUAGACGUAAUUUUAAAAUAAUCGUUAAUCGUUACCAAUUAAAAAUUCUAGCAACUCGAUUAACUUCCAGUUACAAUCAUCUCAUUCCAAAACUAAUCGUCUCAUUCCAUGCGUACUAUUAUACUUUUUUUAUUAUUAUUUUUUUGUUUUAAUCAUUUUAAAUAAUGUAAUAGAUAAAUAGUGAAUUACCAAAAUAACGAGCAAUUUAAAUAAGCGAUUUACUGCAAUUAAUUGCUCUGUCCAAUAUAAUAUACACAACCAAAUGUUAAUAUAAGAAUGUAUACAUUUUCUACAUAUCUAUCAAUA